Molecule: messenger RNA, 421 nt
Organism: Meloidogyne enterolobii
Lineage: Eukaryota; Metazoa; Nematoda; Chromadorea; Rhabditida; Meloidogynidae
Source: the annotation of a GenBank genome assembly
UUUCGAAGUGACGUUGCAGGAUAUUAGCAAGCUUGAAUCUAUUGGACUUAUUAAAUAUUACUUCAUGGAGAUUCAAAUGUUCAAAUCAAACGAAAAUGAAGUUAAAAUUAAAUACAUCAAAAAUACUGAGGAGGAAGAAUUUACUUAUCCUUUUGCUCCGUCCAAUUUGUUUAUUGCUGGUUGUGGUAUGGUAACUUCUCCAACAAACGAUUUAUUUGACAAACCGAAGACUUUUGUUUUUUUUACUUUGAAUGGACAUUUUAUUGGAAGAGCAAUUUGUUUCGAAGAGGAGGUUGAAGAAUUAACUCCAACAUUUACGUUGUCUGAGGGGAAUGCUGACGUUAAAACUAAUUUUGGGGAGAAGGCGUUUGUUUACAAAUUGGAUACCAAUUUUGUUGAAACUCUUUUAAAUUUUGAAUGA